AUGGCUCCACUGGGUAUCGCCAUUGUUGGCAGCGGCAUCUUUGUCCGCGAGCAGCAUCUGCCUGCUGCCUUGGCCACUCCUCUCCUCACAAUCAAGGCCAUAUGGUCCCGGUCUCUAAGCUCGGCGGAGCAGGCGGCCAAGCUCAUUCCCGAGGGCAGUCAGGCUGCUGUGGACCUCUACUCGUCGGACUCGGGGCCAGGUAAAGGCUAUGAUGACCUUCUGAAGCGCUCAGACAUUGUUGGCGUCAUCCUAGCCCUUCCCAUUCCGGACAUGCCCGCCUAUAUUGAGAAAGCACUUGCUGCUGGCAAACACGUCCUUGGAGAAAAGCCUAUUGCGCCCACAAUUGGCAAGGCGCUCGAGCUUGUCGAGUACUACAAGAAGGUCUCGGCAGAUGCGGGCGGCCAAGCAGCCACUUGGUCGGUGGCUGAGAACUUCCGCUUCAUCCCAGCAUACGACUAUGCUGUCGAGCAGAUCAAGACUCUAGGCAAGAUGACUGCUUUCCAUGUCAAGGUCUGCAACCUCAUGGAGGAGUCCAACAAGUACUAUGGCACGGCGUGGAGAGCCAAGCCAGAGUUUCAGGGUGGCUUCAUCCUCGACGGCGGUGUCCACUUCACCGCCGCCUUGAGAAAGCUGCUUGGGGAUGAAAACUCUGUGCAGAGCCUGUCCGCUUACACGGCUCAGGUCCGGAGCUGGCUACCUCCUGUAGACUCUGUCCAUGCCGUGCUCAAGGCCAAGUCCGGAGUCAUCGGCACCUACGUGCAGUCUGCGGGCUCGAGCGCUGGGUCUUUCCAGUUCCAGAUCGUGUGCGAGAACGGCGUUGUCGAGGCCGAGAGCAGAAAGUGUGUCGUCAUCCGGGGCCACGGUGCCGACGCCAAGCGCGAGGAGAAGGAUUUCACGCCCACGUUUGGCGUCAAGGAGGAAGUCCAUGCCUGGGGCGAGGCCCUGCAAACCGGCAAGCCCAACCCGGCACAAUCACCGGAGCAGGCUGUUGCGGAUCUCGAGCUCAUCGAGAAGAUGUUAAACAGUGGUCAGCAGGGCGGCUCGUCUCAGAGUACAGAGUAUCAAUAG
Molecule: messenger RNA, 1068 nt
Organism: Microdochium trichocladiopsis
Lineage: Eukaryota; Fungi; Ascomycota; Sordariomycetes; Xylariales; Microdochiaceae
Product: oxidoreductase
Exons: 2
Coding region: 1-1068 (355 amino acids)
Biological process (GO): NADPH regeneration
Cellular component (GO): cytoplasm
Molecular function (GO): nucleotide binding; oxidoreductase activity
Source: RefSeq, a predicted model, not a curated record